Chrysoperla carnea is the source of this 2136-nucleotide messenger RNA. RefSeq names its product modular serine protease-like. Gene Ontology annotation, molecular function: protein binding; serine-type endopeptidase activity. The record is from RefSeq and is a predicted model, not a curated record. Gene Ontology annotation, biological process: proteolysis. NCBI's taxonomy places the organism in Eukaryota, Metazoa, Arthropoda, Insecta, Neuroptera, Chrysopidae. The coding region runs from base 1 to 2136 and encodes 711 amino acids. The transcript is spliced from 14 exons.
AUGACACAACGAAUAGUACGAUAUCGUUUGAACUUAUUCACAAACGCAAUUUUUAUAAUUUUGGUAAAUGACUGUCGAGCUGAUGAUUGCGGAAGUGAUGAAUUCAACUGUGGUAAAUAUUCGAAAUGUCUACCUAACUCCGAUCUGUGUAACGGAAAAAUAGAUUGUUCAACCAAAAUAGAUGAAACAUUUGAAACAUGUAAAGAUCGGCGAUGUAAUACAAGCCAAUUUAAUUGUGCAAGUGGGGCAUGCAUACCACUUUCUCUAAAAUGUAAUACCGUACCAGAUUGUUAUGAUGGUUCAGAUGAAGCUGAUUGUGAUAAUUUUAAUACAAACGAAUGUCUGGAAAAUUGGCAAAUUCGUUGUUUAUCUGGAGAAUGUAUCAGGCAAGAUCAAAUAUGCGAUGGUAUUAAAGAUUGUGUAGAUAACUCCGAUGAAACUUAUACAACCUGUUCAAAUACCAGAUGUUCCAAUACAUUUCAAUGUGAUUAUGGAGCAUGUGUUGAAUUGGAAGCAAUAUGUGAUGGAAAACCAGAUUGUGUUGAUUACUCCGAUGAAUUAUUACCAAAAUGUAACACUGUUUUUAAUGUAACGGACGAAACGAUUUGUGGAAAAAACCGUUUUAAAUGUAACAGCGGUUUAUGUAUUAAAAAAGAAAAUUUGUGCAAUGGAAUCAGAGAUUGUGAUGAUGGAUCCGAUGAAACGUAUCGGCAAUGUCAUAAUUUUAAUUGUGAUACAACACAAAAGCAGUGCACAUACGGAGCAUGUGGAGUAAAAUCAUGCGUUAAUGAUUAUUAUACGGUUGAUAUUAGUAUAACAACACCCAAAUCUUGGACUACAAGUACCACUCCAAAGCUACCCCAGAGCAUAUUAAUACCAUGUCCAUAUCCUAAUCAGCCAGAAAAUGGUGAAGUGAGGACAAACAAGGGGAAGAUUCCAACGCAUUUGCCGUCCCCUGCUUCAGCUCCAUAUUGGACAGUUUUAAUCUUUAAAUGCAAUCAUGGGUAUACAUUGGGUAUCGCAGAAUCGACAAUUGUUUGCAACGGAGAAGGCCAAUGGACACAUCCAUUUCCGAAUUGUAUCAAAACUUGUCCACCGCUAGUCUCUAAAAUUCAUGAAAUUGAAUGCUCAUAUGAAGGCUACAAAGUUCCAUGUGAUAAACCAUUUGACGGUACCCUUGCAAACGUUAAGUGUAAAGAAGCUUUUGAAGUAAAAAAUUUCUUAUAUCAACCAUACAAUGGAAUGAAAUGCCAAAAUGGAAAGUGGUCACACAAGUUAUUUGAUUGUAAUCCAGAAUGUGGUACAUUAAUAGCAAAAGCAGAACCUUUAAUAACGAAAGGGUAUACUGCACCAAAAACUGGAUAUCCAUGGCACGCUGGAAUUUAUAAACAUGAUCCCACCUCAGAUGAGUGUUACGAACAUAUUUGUGGUGGAACUUUAAUAUCAAAUAGACUGGUUGUGUCAGCUGCACACUGUUUUUGGUAUGGGAAUAAACCAGACAAAAAUCCUCGAAACUAUGCCGUUGCCGUGGGGAAAUUUUACCGAACUUGGAAAAGUACUAAAGAUAAAUAUGGUCAAUACAAACAGGUUCAAGAAAUCAGCACGCACACUAAAUUUCGAGCUGAAGAAAGUAGUUUCGCUAAUGAUAUAGCCAUUAUAGUAUUAAAAUGUCCAGUUCGAUUGACUAACAUAGUACGUCCAAUCUGCAUUGAUUGGAGUAAUCAAUUAUAUGAAGAAGUUUUAAAGCGAGGGAAUUUUUCAGGAAUAGUUUCUGGAUGGGGUUUAACCGAAGAGUUUGGUUCGUUUUCUGAAGAAUUACAAUCUAUAAAAAUGCCUUAUGUUGAAUACAAUUCUUGUUUGCAGGAUUUACCAGUAGAUUUUAGACCUGCCAUUACUUACGAUAAAAUUUGUGCCGGUUUUCAUAAUGGUACAAGUGUAUGUAAUGGAGACAGCGGAGGUGGUUAUAUAUUUAACUGGAAAAAUAGACAUUUUAUAUGUGGGAUUGUAAGUGUAGGUCCAUCAAAGUCAGGUUAUCUACAAAGUACGUGUGAUUCAUAUCAGUAUGUUGCUUUUACUAGUUUUCCUAAACAUUUGGAUCUGAUAAAAACUUAUGAAAAGAAAUUUGACAAUAAUUAA